Messenger RNA from Fonsecaea erecta, 1371 nucleotides. RefSeq lists its product as hypothetical. Bases 1 to 1371 code for a protein of 456 amino acids. Gene Ontology annotation, molecular function: pyridoxal phosphate binding; L-2-aminoadipate:2-oxoglutarate transaminase activity. The record is from RefSeq and is a predicted model, not a curated record. Lineage: Eukaryota; Fungi; Ascomycota; Eurotiomycetes; Chaetothyriales; Herpotrichiellaceae. The transcript has a single exon. Gene Ontology annotation, biological process: biosynthetic process.
AUGACACUUAGAGCAAGCUCCCGCCAGGAUUCUCCAAAGGUACCCAAGAACCGGCACAUUGACCUCCUCAAGGGCUGGCCACACACGAGUCUACUGCCACCCCAUCAGCUGGACCAGGCCUCCGCAGAGAUAUUAUCCAAACCCUCCAACUCGGACGUCUUGUUCUAUGGUCCAGACGAAGGCUAUGAGCCGCUGAGAGUGGAAAUUGCCAAAUGGCUCAAUGAUUUCUACCGACCAAGCGAGACGGUUACAAGCGACAGAAUAUGUAUCAGUGGCGGUGCCAGUCAGAAUCUAGCGUGUAUUUUGCAGACUUUUACUGAUCCGAUCUAUACUCGCAAUGUCUGGAUGGUGGCUCCGACAUAUUAUUUGGCCUGCAGGAUUUUUAACGACUCUGGUUUCGACAAUAAGCUGAGAGCCGUGCCCGAGGAUGCAGAAGGUAUCGACCUGCACUACCUGGAGCGAAAUCUUCAAGAGAGUGAGAAACGGGCAGUGGCGGAAAAUAACACGUCGCCGCGCAUCAAGUUACCUAAGCCAUGGAGGAAGAUAUACAAACAUAUCAUUUAUGCAGUACCGACCUUUUCCAACCCUUCCGGUCGAAUUAUGAGUCUAGGUCAUCGACAGGACCUGGUUCGGCUGGCUCGACAAUAUGACGCUCUUGUCGUUACUGAUGAUGUGUACGACAUGCUCCAGUGGCCUUCGAAUCCCAAGGCUGGCUCGCGCAAGAUGGACAUGGCUGUCCUGCCACGAAUAGUCGACAUUGAUAGACAACUCGAUGGCGGAGUAGUCGACGAAUAUGGGCAUGCAGUGAGUAACGGCAGUUUUAGCAAGAUUGUAGCGCCAGGCUGUCGAACAGGUUGGGCUGAAGGGACACCGGCACUAGUCUAUGGAUUGUCACAAACAGGCUCCAGUCGCUCUGGAGGCGCCCCUUCUCAUCUGGUCGCUUCGUUCAUUUACCAGAUGCUGGCCACGGGGGUUUUGCAAAACCACAUCUGGCAAGAACUGCAGCCAGCGUAUGCGCAACGCUAUCAUUUGAUGAUGCGAGCGGUACAGCAGCAUCUGUUGCCAUUAGGACUGACCCUGCCCCAGGCAGACAAGGAUGUUGCGGGAGGCUACUUCAUCUGGUUGACAUUGCCGAGCUCUUUGAACGCGACACGCAUCUACAAACGGGCGUUAAACGAAGCCAAUUUGACUGUCAUUGCGGGACCUAUGUUCAAGGUGGACGGAGACGAACAAAACAAGGAGGCACGUUUUGAACAGGAUAUCCGCCUGUGCUAUGCCUGGGAAGACUUGGAUGUACUCGAGGAAGGCGUCGUUCGAUUGGCUCAGGUGAUUGAGAACGAGCUGGAAACAAACAGGUCAGGUGGACGGUAA